Messenger RNA from Puntigrus tetrazona (Sumatra barb), 1654 nucleotides. RefSeq names its product G protein pathway suppressor 2-like. Gene Ontology annotation, molecular function: transcription coregulator activity. The transcript is spliced from 11 exons. Gene Ontology annotation, cellular component: transcription regulator complex. Bases 170 to 1156 code for a protein of 328 amino acids. Gene Ontology annotation, biological process: regulation of transcription by RNA polymerase II. NCBI's taxonomy places the organism in Eukaryota, Metazoa, Chordata, Actinopteri, Cypriniformes, Cyprinidae. The record is from RefSeq and is a predicted model, not a curated record.
AGAAGAAGAAGAAGACGAAGAAGAAGAGAGACGAACACAAAUUAGGGCGCUCAUAAGCAUCACUUACUUUAUUUAUCCUGAACUUCUAAGAAAUUUCUGACGAAUACAGAGGAAAUCAUUGUGGAGAACCUGCAUCAAUACGAAACUGGCUCCUCCGCUGCCUGUGACGAUGCCUGCUCUGCUGGAGAGACCAAAGCUGUCCAACGCGAUGGCCAGAGCCCUGCAUAAGCAUAUCAUGAAAGAGAGAGAAAGGAGAAGACAAGAAGAGGAAGAAGUGGAUAAGAUGAUGGAACAAAAAUUAAAAGAGGAGGAAGAAAGGAAACGAAAUAAAGAAAUGGAGGAACGAAUGUCUUUGGAAGAAACUAAAGAACAGGUUCAGAAAAUGGGGGAAAAAUUGCAGGUUUUGCAAGAGGAGAAACAUCAACUCUUCUUACAGCUUAAAAAAGUGCUUCAUGAGGAGGAAAAGCGUCGAAGAAAGGAGCAAAGUGAUAUUACAACACUGGCCUCAGCUAGUUACCAGCCCAGCUUACCUCUGCACUCGGGACAGCAUCUACUCAGCAUGCAAGGCAGUCCAGUGAGUCACAGUAGAGCUAGUGCUCUUUUAGGGGAGCGCAGUAAACAGCUGUUUCAGACACCUCUGAUGCCUGGCCAUCACUUCAGCCAGCCAUGCUUUCCCCCCGGUUCCUCUGAGCAUGGGCAGUUCUCAAACAGUGCUGUCCAUGAGCCAUUUGCCGUCAGUCAGGCCCAGCAUCACACGUCUUAUGGACCUGCUGCUUCGGUGCCCAUCAGUUUUACAGGCAACACGCAGAUAAGAGGGGCAUCACCAUUCCAGAGCAUGCCGUUCCUGCCUCAAGGUUAUGCUGUCCACAGCCAUUUCACUACCCAGACAGGAUUCAUCCCUAGUGCUAGCAUCCCCCUCCAGAAACAGCUUGAACAUGCCAACCAGCAGUCUGGCUUUACUGACUCUGCUGCUCUAAGACCCAUCCAUCCACAGGCUUUACAUGUGAGUGCGUCUGGUCUAAUAUCCGCUCCAUCCAUGACGGUCCAGAUUCCUGCUGCCAAGGCUCCAUUCCAGAACUCAUCUCAACCAGCAUCACGGCAUGCUUUCCUCCCUCACACUGGACAGAGAUUCUUCCAUCACGGAAAACCUCAUUAACUUCUAAAAGUAUGAUCUUGACAAGGUAUCAGGCUACUGAAAACUUUUUUUUUUUUUUUUUUUGGCUCACUUCAGAGCUGAAAUCCACCUCAUUUAAUUUUUCCCCCCCGACAUUGUAAUAAAAGUCCCAAUGCAGCUAAUAUUGCUGGUUUAUAAACAUUGUUGAUAAUAAAUGAUACAGAAUGGUCUUAUACUUGGUUUUCUGGAGGAAAAAAGCAAAACAAGUGCUACUUUGUCAAAGAACUGACGUAAAAGCCAGAGUUUGAGCAAGCUGUAAUCUCCCUGCAGGAUCCAUUUGUUCAAAUCUGGAUAAAAUAUCACUAUGCCUGUGUAUUUUAACUUAAAGUUUAAAGUGUUAAUAAUGCAAAUAAGAUUAUCCCACAUUACAUAAAUACUUUAAGUUUGUCUUUUAAUGCCUUUUUCUAUCUUGUCAGUAUUACAACACCAGAAUGCAUCACAAACAGAAAUAAAGACAUGAUUUAUAUGUGCUCUUUUUAA